AGAGAAGAUUCGUCUUUUCAACCACGCCAAGGCUACUGCGGCGCGAAUGCAGGCAGGCGCGCAUUCUCCUCCCCAUAGUCGCUCAAACUCCGAAGCAAACGGGUCAAGUUCCCAAGCGAAACCAGUAUCAAACAGCCAAUCCAUUCCAACGAUAUCUCCUGGUGCAGCAUUGUAUCAACAGGCCAUAUCGUCAAUGAACAAUGCUCUGGAAUCAAACAAAGGAUCCCGGCAACCACCUGCAUCACCUUCAACCGGGCGUUCCAUCCCUUACUACCCCUCCGCUGAGCAAGAGAAGGCUGCUCUCAAGCGGUAUGAGCAGGCUAAACUUGCAGUUGACCGGAUUCAGACCGCUCAAUAUGCGUCAAACGAUGAUAUAUCGUCUUCUGCACCAAUCUCCUACGACGCUCUCUACCCACAAACUACUGGGCAGUCUCAAUCUUAUACUCCAGUGAACAACGCUAGAGGAGAUAUGCCACCGCCGUUUGAGUCAUCCAGUAGCCAACAACCUGCUUAUAUCAACGAAAAAGAACGACUGCGGCGAGCUUACGAAAUUCAGGAUGCGGCGGCUAGCAGUCAGCAGCAGCAGAUAUCGCCGAUGCCAUACACUCCUCCAGUACACCCAUAUUCGCCUCCCCCAUCAUUGGCUAACAACGCUCUUUCAGAGAAGGAGAGGCUGCGGAGAAGAUAUGAAGAGCAGGAUGCUGCUGCUAUGGGUCAGGUUUUACCGCCACAACCACCACCACCUAGAAUAGCGAAUGGAGCGCGAUCCUCUCCGCGGUCUCCCCCAAUGCCGCCUGGCGGGAGUGGGGGUGGUGGAUUUAGACCACUCACGGCUGCUGAA
Messenger RNA from Serpula lacrymans var. lacrymans S7.9, 841 nucleotides. RefSeq lists its product as uncharacterized. The annotation marks the transcript as partial. Lineage: Eukaryota; Fungi; Basidiomycota; Agaricomycetes; Boletales; Serpulaceae. The record is from RefSeq and is a predicted model, not a curated record. The transcript has a single exon.